Vollenhovia emeryi is the source of this 2526-nucleotide messenger RNA. RefSeq lists its product as uncharacterized. Lineage: Eukaryota; Metazoa; Arthropoda; Insecta; Hymenoptera; Formicidae. Gene Ontology annotation, biological process: proteolysis. Gene Ontology annotation, molecular function: aspartic-type endopeptidase activity. The coding region runs from base 1 to 2526 and encodes 841 amino acids. The record is from RefSeq and is a predicted model, not a curated record. The transcript has 4 exons.
AUGCCGUUCGAACAUUCACCGCCACGAGACGGCUUGAAGCCCGACGAGACAGAUGAGGAUUUACAACUCGAGGCAAGCGGUCAAGGAACGGCAGCAUUAGGAGGUUCGCACGCAGGGCAUACACAAGCAGCAGUAACCCAUCCGUUAAUAGACGAGGCAUGGGUCAGCGCAACGCACAAAGUAAGGUUACCGCAACCAUUUUGGCGCGAAAUGCCUACGCAGUGGUUCAAUGUAGUAGAAGCCACUUUUGCAUUGAACCGCAUCACAAGCGACGAGACUAAGUUCCGACAUAUCUUAAGUAAUCUAGAUCGGACCACCAUUCCAUUCGUCACUGAUUUAAUUACUGACCCCCCAAGCCAGAACAAAUACGACGCGAUCAAGACGAGAAUUAUUAACGCCUUCGGUGAAUCUAAAGAAACGAAACUGCGAAAACUAUUACGCGGCCAUGAAUUAGGCGAGAGCAAACCCUCGCACCUUCUACAGCGUUUGCGAAACUUAGCAGGUAAAGACUGCACCGACAUUAUGAUCCGCAGCUUAUUUCUAGAACAGUUGCCGGAAAAUGCGCGCAGCAUCCUAGCCAUUUCAUCCGAGGGCGACCUGGACACACUAGCGCUACAAGCAGACCGGAUUAUAGAAACCAUUAAGCCACAGCUAGCACUGAUCCGAGCCGAUAGCCAACAACCAGCCACGAGUCAAACGACGCCCGGAAUACAAGCGGAAAUCAACGAGAUACGAAAAAUGGUGGAAAAACUCUCCGCCGAGUUCAAACACAAGAGGCCCCGAAGCAAUACCAGACCUACAUACCACAACAGGUCCAGAUCCAAAAGCCGAGACAAAACCGCGGGUACCCAAGAUUCUAACGUGCUUUGCUACUAUCACUCGCGAUUUGACAGGAAGACGGGAACCACCUUUUUAGCCGAUACGGGAUCAGAUAUAUCCGUUCUACCUAGGAGCUUUAAAAAACACUGCAAUAACGAGACUAACCUAUCACUUUUUGCAGCUAAUGGAUCAAGAAUCAAGUCAUACGGAAACCUGGAACUAGAACUCAACUUGGGUUUAAGACGUGCCUUUAAAUGGAACUUCGUAAUCGCGGACGUUUCAACACCGAUCCUAGGAGCGGAUUUCUUUUACCACUUCAACCUACUCGUGGACUUAAGGAACAGAAAGCUCAUUGAUGGAAUCACACAACUGAAAACCGAAGGAAAAGUUACGAGCAAACAGACACAAUCAGUAUACAUACUGAAACACCAACACACCACACAUUCGCAAAUAUUGGCCGAGUUCAGCGAUAUUACCAUACCCUCAUCCAAGAAGGUAAAGAUACACACAGUUGAACACUACAUUUUAACAGAAGGACCACCACUCACAGAUCGUGCGAGACGUUUAACUCCCGAGAAGUUGAGGUUCGCCAAAAGGGAAAUCGACAGCUGGAUCAAAGCAGGAAUUUGCCAGCCAGGAAGCGGCCAAUGGGCAAGUGCAAUUCAUUUGGUUCCCAAAAAGGACGGCAAAUGGCGAAUUUGCGGCGACUACCGACGCCUAAACAAAGUAACCGUACCAGAUAAGUAUCCUAUACCGCAUUUACAGGACUUUGCUCAUAAAUUGCACGGCUGUACGGUGUUUAGUACAAUUGACUUAACACGUGCAUGUCACCAGAUUCCAAUGGCGACACACGAUAAAACAAAGACAGCUCUAAUCACUCCUUUUGGAUUAGCACAAGGAACACUGAGGCAGGUUUUACAACGAUUAAAAGAGUACGGACUCAGCAUCAACGCCGAGAAAUGCAACCUAGGCCAACAGGAAGUCAAGUACCUCGGAUGUUCAAUUACCAAAGACGGUACCAAACCGAUACAAACCAAAGUCGAGGCAAUAUUACGUAUCAACAAACCAAAGACAAUCGAAGAACUACGAAGAGUGCUGGGCAUGAUAAACUUUUACAGACGAUUUAUACCAGCGGCAGCACGAACACAGGCACCACUCCACAUCCUCACACACGGAGCAACAAAAAAGGAUAAACGCUCACCAAACUGGAACCAAGAAACCGAACAAGCUUUCGAAGACUGCAAGAGGCAAUUGGCAGAAGCUACGUUAUUAGCGCAUCCAGCGGAAGACGUUCCAUUAAUACUAAGUACGGACGCAUCGGAUAUCGCAAUCGGAGCGGUUUUAGAGCAGCGCAUCAAUGGACAACGCCAACCAUUGGGUUUUUUUUCAAAGAAAUUAACCCAAGCACAGACCAAAUAUAGUGCAUAUGAUCGAGAGUUACUCGCAACUUAUGAAGAAACCAGACAAAGCUUCACCACGACAGAUACGACAGCUUGGUUUCAUAAGCCAGUUCGUCAACCACAUGAACAUAUCGCCGGGAAGAACAACAUAAUAGCCGACACCCUCUCCAGGAUCGAAGCAAUAGACAUGCCGGUGAUCGUCAGUACACAGGAAAUAGCAAGAGAGCAGCAACGACGCGGAACUGCAAAACCUACUGCAAGGACACUCCGCACUCACGCUCCGAAAACUGCGCCUAGACAACUCUGA